Messenger RNA from Rosa rugosa (rugosa rose), 2339 nucleotides. RefSeq names its product probable pectinesterase/pectinesterase inhibitor 51. Gene Ontology annotation, molecular function: pectinesterase inhibitor activity; pectinesterase activity. The transcript is spliced from 2 exons. The record is from RefSeq and is a predicted model, not a curated record. Lineage: Eukaryota; Viridiplantae; Streptophyta; Magnoliopsida; Rosales; Rosaceae. Gene Ontology annotation, biological process: cell wall modification. The coding region runs from base 445 to 2160 and encodes 571 amino acids.
GAGUCAGUCAAUGCUUCUCCUAUCUAGAUCCCCAUAUGAACUUUCCUGGUUCUCCUAAACAGUAAACAACCCAGAUCCAAUCUCGCCACAAAUUCCUCCACCAUCCAUUCCACACUCCAAAGUCCAAACCAAACCCAACGAACAAUUGAAUUUGCUUCCCCUCUCCGCUGCCAAGUGCCAAGUCCUCAGAUCAUCACCCAAUGCCCGUAGCUUUCGUCACCUGCUCACUCGUCCAUGUCUGUGAUUCUGUGAAUCCGUGACAGACAUAGAACGGCCGAAAGCAAAGCCCACUCAUCCCUCCCGUGACUUGUCCCUCGUGACCCUAAUUCCAUUAUUUCUCUUUUCACAUUCGUUUUGAUCGUUUCAGCCAAUUAAUGAACCAAAUCACUACCUUCCAAAUCCACCCUCUAUUGGCGCAUUAACCGAAUUCCCCCUUCCCCUCCUAUGACCACCCACCACAGAAAACCCAUAAAACCCAGCUUCGCCUCGCUCUCCAAACCAUGUUCCUCCCUAUCCAAACCCUCUUCCAAAUUCCUCUUCAUCUCCAUGGCCUCCUUCGUCUUCCUCUCCCUCCUAACCCUCACUCUCUUCCUCUCCCUCUCCUCCGCCGCCCGCCACCGCCACCCUUCCAACACCGCCGCCGCCGCCACUCAGAUCCAACUCGCCUGCAAAGCCACCCGCUUCCCCGACACGUGUCAGUCCUCCCUCGCCCAGCUCCCUGACCUUCCUCCGAACCCGACCCCAAUCGAGACAAUCGGACUAGCCAUCCGGGUCUCCUCCGAUGGGCUCAAGUCGGCCCAGAAAAUGGUGACCGACAUUCGAGAAGCGUCCAAGGGGAACCAGAACCGCACCCUCGCCGCCAAUAACUGCCUCGAGGUUCUGCACAACUCCGAGUACCGCAUUUCGCGGGCGACGGAGGAGCUCUCACGUGGGCGGACCAAGAGCGCACGCGCCGCCUUCAGCGCCGCCCUGCUCUACCAGUACGACUGCUGGUCGGGGCUCAAGUACGCCAACGACACCCAGAUGGUCAACAAAACGAUGUCGUUUCUCGACGGGCUGCAGAGCAGGUCCAGCAACGCCCUCAGCAUGAUGUUCUCCUACGACCACUACGGCGACGACACCAGCCUGUGGGCCCCGCCGAAGACCGAGCGUGACGGGUUCUGGGAGCGGGGGUCGGGUUCGGGUUCGGGUUUCUCGGGCGGCGUGCCGAAGAAUCUGAAGGCGGACGCGACGGUGUGUGAGGAGGGGUGUGAGUACCGGACGGUGCAGGAGGCGGUGGACAAGGCGCCGGAGAAUUUGGAGGCGGGGAAGAGGUUCGUGAUUCAGAUAAAGACGGGGGUGUACGAGGAGACGGUGAGGGUGGCCUUAGAGAAGCGGAACCUGGUGUUCUUGGGCGACGGGAUGGGCAAGACGGUAAUUACCGGUUCGUUGAAUGCGGGCCAGCCCGGAAUCUCCACCUACAAUACGGCCACCGUCGGAGUUCUUGGUGAUGGGUUCAUGGCCAGUGGUCUCACAAUUGCAAACACAGCAGGCCCUGAUGCCCACCAGGCAGUGGCUUUCCGAUCAGACAGCGAUCUAUCCGUGAUCGAGAACUGUGAGUUCUUAGGAAAUCAGGACACUCUAUAUGCACAUGGCAACCGUCAGCUAUACAAAUCGUGCAAAAUCCAAGGCAAUGUGGAUUUCAUCUUUGGAAACUCAGCUGCCAUUUUCCAGGACUGCAACAUCCUCGUUGCUCCCCGACAACUCAAACCCGAGAAGGGCGAAAACAAUGCCAUCACAGCCCAUGGCAGGACAGACCCUGCACAGUCAACCGGUUUCGUUUUUCAAAAUUGCUUGAUCAACGGAACCGAAGAGUACAUGAAAUUGUAUUACAGCAAACCCCAAGUGCACAAAAACUACUUGGGGAGGCCGUGGAAGGAGUAUUCAAGGACGGUUUUCUUAAAUUGCAAUAUGGAAGCUCUGGUUACCGCGCAGGGGUGGCUGCCUUGGAGUGGGGAUUUUGCUUUGAAGACACUUUUCUAUGGGGAGUACGGGAAUACAGGAACAGGUUCGAAUUUGACCCAGAGAGUGACCUGGAGCAGCAAGAUUCCGACCGAGCAUGUUAGUACAUAUUCAGUGCAGAAUUUUAUUCAGGGAGAUGAGUGGAUGGAGACCAUUUAGAGGAAUAUGCCUUCCUGCUAAGUAGGGGAAUUCAAAUACGGCCCCCGUUUAAAUAAUACAUCAAUUCAACUAGUGAGUGUACGUACUACUGUUAUAGGAAGAGAUUUUAGAGACCUCUUGGAUUUGUAUGAACUUAACAAAUUAUUAGUAAAAUAUAUAGCCGGCAUUGAUGAUUUUCA